Gadus morhua (Atlantic cod) is the source of this 3834-nucleotide messenger RNA. It is a transcript of the gene cep85, whose product is annotated as centrosomal protein 85. The record is from RefSeq and is a predicted model, not a curated record. Bases 319 to 2646 code for a protein of 775 amino acids. Gene Ontology annotation, cellular component: centrosome. NCBI's taxonomy places the organism in Eukaryota, Metazoa, Chordata, Actinopteri, Gadiformes, Gadidae. The transcript is spliced from 13 exons.
CAGGAAAUACAAACAUGUAUAUAUAUUUUAUCUAAAACAUAUAAUCCUGGACUAUUACUAGAACCAAUGUUUGUUUUUAAUUAUUUGACACGCAAAUAAAAAAAAUAUUUUAAAAAACAAGUCAUUACACUAAUGGCCAUUUAACGGGGAUCGCCGAGCUGCGAAACAAGCGCUCGUUUGGUCAGAAUAGCACGCAUGCGCUGAAUAGCUGUUGGUUACUAGCCCAUCUGGACGGACAUCUCGCCAACAUCACAGCUCUUUUCGACAUUUUAUUAAAACCCUGGUCAUCUAUGUAUAUGUUCUAAAAGGUUCCCCGACAUGGAGUGGCAGACACCAGCUGUGUCGGAGAAGUUCCAGAGUCGAUUUGGCCGUCUUCCCGGAACGGCAGACAGUGCGGACACUGGCGGUGGAGCCUUGACAUCUGACCGCACAGAAGAUUUCUGCAGGGUCGGCAGCGGCGCCUCCUUCCAGCCCAUCCGCAGUCAGAUUCCCAUCCCCACCGCGCAUGUCAUGCCCUCCACGGCCUCCGAGCCCCACCUCCGCGCCCUGGAGGAGCCCCAGGCCAGCGCUGAGCUCCACAGGACCUCCUCGGCCUCCAGGACCUCCAGCAGCUCCAGCUCCAACUCCAAGUCCUCCUCGCUCUCCAAGUCCGCCUCCUCGCCCAACUUGGACGCUCAGGGCGCCGGCGGCGGGGGGGCGGUGGGGGACCCCGCGGGGCCCAAGCCCGACUGCCUGAGCAGGUUCCGCAGCCUCGUCAACGGACUGGACCACUCGCUCUUCCCCUCGGGGGAGCACACCCGCUUCGACGAGAGCCAGAGGUUCGACACCCCCUCGGUGGAGCCCACGCUCAACCAGACGGCCCUGACGGGCGGGAUGUGUCCCGACGGGAGGCUCAGGGUGCAGUCCCAGGGCCGCGGGACGGAGGCCUACAAAGGCAGCCUGGAGAACUCUUACAAAGCGCUCCCGGAGGCCCGGUCCGAGGCCUGCAGGGCCGGCCAGGCCGGGGCGGCUGGCCCUGCAGGCCUUUACCCCGGCUCCCUUGGCCCUCUGCAGGCACAGGCUCUGCAGAGGGAGCACGCGGCGGCGGCGGCGGCGGCCAACGCCUACGAAGCGCAGAGCCUUCAGGACGCGUGCAGCGCCCUGUCCAGCUGCCACCAGCAGCAGCAGCACAAGCAGCAGCUGGAGAGCCUGCGACUGCAGGUGGAACAAAUGCAGUUAAUGUCCUCUGGGUUGGGCAUCAAUGUCCCGUACCCUUCGUUGUACUCCGCUCCCCUGCACCCUGAGGCCGCGAAGUGGGAGACUCUGGUCAAAGCCAACGAGGGGCUGCUGAAGGAGAAGGAGAUCCUGAUCGAGAGGCAGAAGCAGCACAUGGUCCAGCUGGAGCAGCGCCUUCGGGACAGCGAGCUGCAGGUCCACGGGGCCCUCCUGGGCCGAGGGGCCCCCUACGCCGACGUGUGCAUGCUCCGGCUGCAGGAGGCCCAGCGGGAGAACGCCUUCCUCCGGGCUCAGUUUGCCGAGCGGGCCGAGUGCGCCGCCAUGGAGCAGGCGGAGGCGGAGCGCCGCCUGGGCGGCGUGGAGGCGGAGACGCGGCACCUGACGGACGCGUUGAGGGAGAGCGGCGAGAGGCACGGCGAGGAGCUGAGGAAGCAGGAGGAGAGGAUCCGCAGUCGAGACAAGCACAUCAACAACCUGAAGAAGAAGUGCCAGAAGGAGGCGGAGCAGAACCGAGAGAAGCAGCAGCGCAUCGAGACCCUGGAGCGCUACCUCGCGGACCUGCCCACCAUGGAGGACUACCAGAGCCAGAACAAACAGCUGCUGCAGACGGAGGAGAAGGCGGCCCAGCUGCAGGCCCGGCUCCGGGAGCUGGGGGUGAGCCUGGAGGAGGCCCGGUCCCACGCCCGGGAGAAGGAGGCGCUGCUGGAGGACCAGCGGCGCAAGGAGAGGGAGCUUCUGACCACCGUCACCAGUCUGCAGGAGCGGGUGCAGGAGGGACUGGAGGACGGGGCCCGACUGCCUUCCCUGGACGCCGAGACGCUGCGGGCGGAGAACGGCGUCCUGAGGGACGAGCAGCAGAGACUCAAGAAGGUCAUAGAGAAGCAACACCGGAUGAUGGAACAGCUCGGAUCACAGCUUCGGGCUUUAGAGGAGCAGGUGUCUCAAGAGGACGGUGGCUCCCAGGCGCUCCGAGAGGAGGUGUUCUCCAAGGAACGGAGCCUGCUAGAGCUCCGCACCGCCAUGAAGGAGCUCUGCGUCCAGAACCAGGACCUGAUGGAGCAGAACCUCACCCUGCAGGAGAGGGUGGCGGACGGCGAGUGGAAGCACCGGGCCUCGUCCGGCCCGCAGCCCGCGGCGGCCCGCCUCACGCAGCGCCUGCACGGCGAGAUGUCCUCGUGCCUGUGCGACCUGCGCUCGCUGUGCAACGUGCUGACCCAGCGCUCCCAGGGCCAGGACCCCAACCUCUCGCUCCUGCUGGGCAUCGCGGGCCCCCCCACGGCGGGAGAGCAGCUGGAGGACUGGCUGAGCCCGGAGGUGUUGCAGAAGAAGCUGGUCGAGGCCAAGCAGCUCCGCCGGGACGUGGAGGAACUACGCACCACCGUCUCCGAUCGCUACGCCCAGGACAUGGGCGAGAACUGCACCACCCAAUGACCCCUCCUCCCUCCAGUGGGCCGUUAUGAAUGACCUCUGGACGCGGACCGGUACUCCUUUUUAACAGUGUUUUUUUUCUCGGCCCGAGCUGUGCUCCAACACAUGUUUUUCUGGAGGGUCCCGGUGGUGUGGGGACUCGUCCCACAGCUCAUCGUUUCGGUCCGACCUCUUGUUAAUGGAAGGAGCCGACCGCUCGUGACGGAUGCGUCAGUGUCCUGUGUGUUGUUCUUUCUGUUGGAUGGUUUUAUUACGCUUGCCGAAAAAGUGUUUUAUUUUUGUCAAGGAUGUAUGGAUUUUUGUCUUCUUAUAUCAGUAACUAUCCCCGUAGAUAUAACUUAUUAAUAUCUUACUUUCUCUCUUGGAGGGGAAAACAGGACGUGGUUGACAAUCAACUGGAACUAACGUGAUUUUUGUUUUUGAGUGCAUUAAACUGCAAUGGUUACAUUUUAUGCCAUUAUUGAAGAUGGCGGACGGUGUAGUAUUACAGGUAGCUGGGAGUUUUCAAGAAAGAACAUUUUAGCAGAGGUAUUUUCUCCUUGAAUUAAGUGUGUGUUCUUCCAAGUAAGGCCGUGUUUUGAGCGAAUCCAUCCAAAGCACGCCACUGCUUGUGAUGUUUGUAAAUUCAAUUAAUUUAGACUUUAAAGCGCAAUUGGCCGUUAACUCUUUAAUCUCCCACCUUUUUGGUGUAUCAGCAAACAUAAUAAUCUGUACAUUCCCAGACUGUGAUUGUAACAAAUACUCCAGGGCUAUCCCGAGGCCUGAAGGGGCCUGUUCACUGUUCUUUGUAGAAACAUGAACUGUGUAAGAGCAGCUACAUCCUGUGAUUCUAGGUAGACUCAGCCCUAUCUAGAGGAUGUCACUCAGCGUUUACGUUUCAAUUGGUUUAUAUAGGAUAGCGACCCUUUGUAUAGGCAGGAUAAACACUACACUUGGAUUUAGUCUUUUUUUGUUGUGUGUUGUUGCUUAUUAUUCUGGUAAUUGGUUAUAAUUCAAUAUACUUGAUAUCAAGCACAGGAUCUAUUGAGGAAUCAUAACAGUGUUGGCUAGCUAACAUUUGUUUUAUUUGUUUUGCAGUCUGCUACCACAUGCCUUACCAUUUCUAAUGUUUGUCAAAUGGAAGAGAUGUUUAUAUUUUCAUAUGGUUGCCCUUGAUUCAAAACUUAGAAAUAAAGACUUUAUUAAAAACUA